AGCACAGCAAACGAGUUUGAGAGUAGUCGAAGUAUUUGUUGUCUUGUGGAAAAACGUGAAAAACAAUUUAUUUUUCCCCGAAAAAAAUACAAUUUUCCACCAAAAUAUCUGUGAUAAAAAAUGCGUUAAAGGUCUUUUCUAAUUCAUAUCAAUUGAAAUAAUUUCCGGUUGUGGCAGAAUCGUGCAUAAUUAACUGGGCAGAGUGCGAAAAUGCGGAAAAUGCCAUAAAUUCCUUCAUUCAUCCCGUAGAAUUUAUAAAUUGGUGUGUGAAAGGACAAGGAAAAUUAUUUUGUGAAUUAUUUCAACAAUAUGCCAAGUCAAACUGCGAUGGAGAGGAAAGUCCUGUAUGCCUUCCGUGGGUGGAUCGCGUUCAUAGCUUUCAUGGACUUUGGCACGGCAAUUCGAUGCUACAUUGAACGACGGAGCUUCCUUGGGGACCACAUGGAUACGCAAUAUAUUGAAGGUGACUUUACGGUGUCCCGAAUCCUUGGCAUGUAUUGCAUUUUAAAGGCAAUGGCUCUGGUUCACUGCACCCUCUACAUUCACUACAAGCCGGUGGUCAGCAUGGGGGGCUGUGGAUUGGCAUUGACCAUGGUGCUAUACUUUACGGAGGCCUUGUAUUUUCGCUCCAGCACUUUCAAUUUCUACGUUACGUUUCCUUGCAUUUUGAACUUCAUCACCCUGGCAGGGCUAAUCUACAUACCCCGACGUCUGAGACUGUGGGACCCACACUCAGAUAUUGACGAUGAAAAUUCACAGCUUCUCAAGCAAAUGGGUGGUUUUAAGAAGAGACGUGGCUUGAAGAAGAAUUGUAUUAGUUAAAGCGGAAAAUUGAGCAAUGACUGCAAAAAGACGCUGAGUCAGUGAUAGCGAGAGGAACAAGUUUGCCGGGCGAUUAUUGCCAUUUCAGCUCUACAUUACAUUUUACCACACAAUUUUCUCUACGUAGCUUAGGGAUUGGGCAUUUAAAAUGCAUUUAUUCAGGUUUCUAAUUCGCGCUACAAAUUGCUCACACAUUAGACGAAUUAGAUGAAAACAUAAAUGAAAAUAAUUCGUACAGCUUUAUGCAGAACAUUAAAAAAAAAACAAAAUAGUCCGCAAAUUGAUAAUAAAUUCAUUAUUUUCUUGGCAAUAAACUCUGUCCAUUGGAUAGUAUAUGUAGCUACCAACAUUUUUAUGAUGAACCAGACAUGCGUCAGUGUCUCAAAGUAUAGAAGGACUAAAACGCUAUAAAGCGAUUUACAAUUUUAUUAACAAUGAAUUAAUCAUUUUGUAGUUAAUUUUAUCCUUUAGAAGGAUUAUUCUUUAAAGAAAAUGCAUAACUUUUGAAUUAAUCAUGACAAUUUGUGAUUGAAUAUUUAUUGAUAGAAUUUAAUGAGAUUUUCAAAAUGCUGGAUUAGUAACUAGCAUAACUAGUCAAUCUAGUCAUUAAAAGUAAUAUCCGUAAGGACAUAAUAAUAUAGAGAAAUUAGACUUUCAACCAUUAUACAUACAUAUUUAUUAAAAGUAAAAAAUAUCAAUUAGGAAUUUAAAAAUAAAAAUGAAAUCCCCCACUGGCGAACAUUUUUCUGCACAUAAAUAACAUUUUCUUCCUUACAAAAAUCUUCACAAUUUUUAUAUUUAGUAGCGAGAUUAUAAAGAACCUCCAGAAAACGAAUUACAAUUCUAGACAAAAAAUGUAAUAUUCAAAGGAAUUCAAUCAAUAAAAAAAACUUUAAAUUAG
This is a messenger RNA of Lutzomyia longipalpis, 1723 nucleotides long. RefSeq lists its product as uncharacterized. The record is from RefSeq and is a predicted model, not a curated record. The transcript has 7 exons. Lineage: Eukaryota; Metazoa; Arthropoda; Insecta; Diptera; Psychodidae. The coding region runs from base 310 to 822 and encodes 170 amino acids. Gene Ontology annotation, cellular component: endoplasmic reticulum; membrane. Gene Ontology annotation, molecular function: protein-macromolecule adaptor activity.